Molecule: messenger RNA, 1413 nt
Organism: Nematocida homosporus
Lineage: Eukaryota; Fungi; Microsporidia
Exons: 1
Coding region: 1-1413 (470 amino acids)
Source: RefSeq, a predicted model, not a curated record
AUGAUGGUAGGAAUUGAUGGGGACUAUAUAAGCAAGCAGCAAAAUGCAAGUAUGGAUUUCGGCAAAGUAUUAUUUGUUCUAAUGGGAGGAUUGGUUGGCCUAUUUUUCUCAUGGUUAUACUCAGAUAAAUUGUCAGCAAUGUCCUAUUUUGUUCCCAAUCCACUAGCCAAGCUGCAGAACACCAAGAAUAUGGAUAGUAUCAAAGACAUGAAUAAUGACAAUAAUCUAAACAAUGAAUACAGCCAGAAAGACACCAAGACUCCACCAUCUAAGAACUUGAAGGCGACUCAGCCAUCCAAAAGAUCUUCUCAAGCAUCUUCUAAUCCACCUAAACCAACACCUCCAAAAUCUGCAUUCAAAGAUUGUCUUGCCGCGGCACUAACCACACCAAUGCAUAACCAAAAAGACCUAUACCAACUAUCUCGCGCUCUGAGAAAAUGUCCAGUAGCUUGGAAUUCCACUGAAAAUAAGUGGACGGAAUUCAUCGAAGCCUUCGAUACAAUUCAAGAACAAACCCACCAACUCACCCAAAACCUGAACGAAAUUGCCCAGCAAUUCAACAGCGAUAUCGCCAUAAUAAAAUCUAUACGCAGCCAACCAAUAACAAGCAGACAAGAAACUAUUAACAGUCUCAAAAACCUCAAAACAUUCGAUGUUAUAGAGAAAGAAGACAAGUUUCACACUCUACAAUUCCGCAGCGAGAUUGUAAAUAUUAUGCUUCCAAUCGAACUAGACCUAACGGCCUGUGGCAGUAUGAUUAAAGAGGCCUACCUACAGCUUUCAACUCCCGAAGCCCAAAAUGUCAUUGACUUACUAUUUGACGAUUUAGCCGGCCAUCCACUGCCCACCUACGACCAUACACUAACUAUAAUACUACAAUUUAUCCACAGGUUUUAUACCCUCCAAAUGAUUGCGCUUAAUACUAUCAAUAGUGCAUAUACCGGCCAAAUCAGUGACUUAACCGACGAGCAAAUACGGGACAUCUAUCAUCUAUUCGAGCUUGCACCACUUGAGUUUUUGAGAGACCUGAACAGCCCAACCGGCCAAAAGGGUAUUGAACUAAUGGACAGACUUACUAAACCCACCGGCCUUGCUAUGUUCUACAAGGUUCGAUUCAAAGGCAAUUUAGUAGAUAUAAAAGACAUUACCGAUCGCUUUAGCAUUUUAAAAGACACCAAUUCAACCAUGACUGAAGAUGAUAUAAAAAUGACCAAAAUUGCAUUACUUUCACUUGAGCAGAUCCCUACCGCUUUGCUAACCGUAACCAACACGCUAGCAUCUAAUCUAGUUGGAUUUUCCAGAAGCACCAAAAUCGCCCAGCACGACAUUCGAACCAAAAACGAGUUAUCAUUACAUGGUUGUAUACAAAUAGCCGGCAGCCCAGCAAUAUACGUCAACUAUGGUUCCGGCUAA